UCGGUCACCCACCGCAGUUGGGGACCGCCACUGGCCGCAUUCAUACGUCGCCACGCCACGCUCCCGUAUCAAAACUUUCUUACGUCAAAUCAAUGGAUAUAACCUAACUCGUCGCGCGUUUCGGAUAUUAACUAUUAAAAUGUUAUAUUGUUGUGUCUUCGCGUUCGUAAUAAGCCCUUGAUGUGUCCACAGUAAGUGUUUUACAGUGACGUGCUACAGUUCACGGUGCGAAUCAUGUGAAUAUUUUAAUGCAUUGUGUGUUGUGUUGUAAAAAAAAGGAGCCAUGAGUAUCCAAAAGUGCCUCUUGGACAACUCCAGCAGGAUGAUCAAAGCUAUGUCAACGGCUAAAUCCAACAAUAAUGAGGCAAAAACGAAAACAACGCGAAGUUGGAUAGAGACAACAUUCCAGAAGAGAGAGUGCAAAUGCUUCGUAGCCAGCGCAAAAGAUGAGCAUGUAUGCUGGUGCGGGCUCAGCCGGACGGCUCAUGGGGCCAACAUCGCGACAGCGACGCCGGGCGAGGCGUGGGUGCCGGCGCGACACACGCAGCCCGCGCCCACCGACGCGUACGGCACGGUCGAGUUCCAGGGAGGGCCACAUCCUACUAAAGCUCAGUAUGUCCGUCUAUCUCACGACACGCGUCCAGAGCUCAUAGUACAACUGCUGACGAGGGAAUGGGCGCUGGACAGACCGAAACUCCUGAUCACCAUCCAGGGAGGCAAGGCUAACUUCGACCUGCAGCCUAAGUUGAAGAAGGUGCUCAGAAAAGGCCUGUUGAAGGCUGCGAAGACUACUGGAGCUUGGAUCUUCACGGGAGGAACUAAUACUGGUGUGACUCGGCAAGUGGGUGACGCGUUGCAGUUGGAGCGGUCGCAGCGCGCCGGCCGGGUAGUCAGCAUCGGUAUCGCGCCUUGGGGCAUCGUGGAGGGCGCCAAUGAGCUCAUUGGCAAAGGACGCGACGUACCUUACCACGCUAUAGCUUCUCCCAGAUCAAAACUAGCCGUGCUGAACAACCGGCACGCGUACUUCCUGCUAGUCGACAACGGGUCCGUCGGCCGCUAUGGAGCUGAGAUCGUCCUCCGAAGAAAACUGGAGAAAUACAUCGCUGCGCAAAAACUACAUCCUUACACGCAUUCUUCGACGCCUGUGGUGUGCUUGGUGAUCGAAGGUGGCACCAACACCGUGCGUGCUGUGCUGGAAUACGUGACCGACACGCCACCAGUGCCGGUGGUGGUGUGCGACGGCAGCGGACGAGCUGCGGACCUCAUCGCCUUUGUUCACAAAUACGCAUCAGAGAGCGGGGAGCAGACGGUGCUGGAGUCGAUGCGGGACUACCUGAUCGGCACAAUCCAAAAGACCUUCGAGGUGGGUCUGCAGCAGGCCGAAUGCCUCUACAGCGAGCUGCUGCAGUGCACCAGAAAAAAGAACUUGAUCACGGUGUUCAGGAUCCAGGAGCGGGCCGAGGGCGGAGAAGUCCAGGAGUUGGAUCAGGUGAUCUUGACCGCGCUGUUUCGAGCGCAGCACCUAACGCCCAGCGAGCAGCUGUCUCUGGCGCUGACGUGGAAUCGCGUGGACAUCGCCAGGUCAGAGAUCUUCGUGUAUGGACAAGAGUGGCCUCCAGGAGCACUAGACGAGGCGAUGAUGCAGGCGCUAGAACACGACAGGAUAGACUUCGUCAAACUCCUGUUGGAGAACGGAGUGUCGAUGAGGAAGUUCCUCACCAUCCCUCGGUUGGAAGAAUUGUACAACACGAAGAGCGGGCCCAGCAACACGCUGCGGUACAUCCUGAGGGACGUGAGGCCUCACCUGCCGAAGGGAUACGUGUACACCCUGCAUGAUAUCGGCCUGGUUAUUAACAAGCUUAUUGGAGGAGCUUACAGGUGCUACUACACGCGUCGCAAAUUCCGUCCGAUCUACGCGAAGGUGAUGAACAAGAGUGUGAACGUUCAUCGCAACAGCGCGUCAUUCACGCGACAUACCGCUGGGGGGCUCUCCCUCAUCACCGGCUUCAUGCCAGUCACCAGCGAGAUGGCGCUCUUUGAUUACCCCUUCAACGAACUGUUGAUGUGGGCCGUGCUAACGAAACGACACCAAAUGGCAUUGCUAAUGUGGACUCACGGAGAAGAGGCUCUCGCGAAAUCCUUGAUCGCUUGCAAACUAUACAAGGCCAUGGCGCACGAAGCAGCGGAGGAUGAUAUGGAAACAGAAGUCUACGAGGAGUUGAGACAUUAUGGCAAGGAGUUUGAGAAUAAAGCGUUGGAGUUGUUAGACUAUUGCUACCGACAAGAUGACGACCAAGCACAACAACUGCUUACCUGCGAACUGCAAAACUGGUCGGGCCAGACUUGCCUCAGCUUAGCCGUCACGGCCAACCAUCGAGCUCUCCUCGCACAUCCAUGUUCCCAAAUCAUCCUCGCUGAUCUAUGGAUGGGAGGACUGCGAACCAGAAAAAACACCAACCUAAAGGUAAUUCUGAGCCUGCUGUGCCCGCUGUACAUUCUGAGACUGGAGUUCAAGUCGAAGGAGGAACUGCAGUUGAUGCCGCAGACAGAGGAGGAACACCUAGAGAAUGAGAGCAUAGAAGACGAUAGGAGCACCAAGGACCCGACGGACGCCGAGCAGGCGUUGAUUGGCUCAGGGGCCGAAUGUGAAACGCGUGUUGAUCAGAACGGGAAAGUUGGUAAAGUAGGGUGGGAGCCGUCGUACAGAGAGCUGCCGGAGCACCACGCGCCGGAGAUAAAGAGGAUGAGGCCGUUGAGGCUGAGGAAGAAGAUUUACGAGUUCUUCACGGCGCCGAUCACUAAGUUUUGGGCCGAUUCGAUAGCCUACAUAUUGUUCCUAUUGAUGUUUACAUAUACAGUAUUAGUCAAGAUGGACCCGACGCCAUCUUGGCCGGAGAUUUAUUCGAUAUGUUAUAUACUAACGUUCUUAUGUGAGAAGAUAAGGGAAAUUGUUACGUCCGAACCUGUUGCUAUUAGACAUAAGUUCAGCGUGUGGGCAUGGAAUAUGUGGAACACGUACGACGCGGGCUUCAUCAUAUUCUUCCUGGUGGGGCUGACGUUGCGCUUGCGCGUCGGAUCCAUGGACGUCGGACGCGUCAUCUACUGCGUCGACAUCAUCUACUGGUAUCUCAGGAUACUGAAUAUUCUCGGCGUUAAUAAGUAUUUAGGUCCUCUAGUUACAAUGAUGGGGAAGAUGGUGAAGAACAUGAUAUAUUUUGUGGUGCUGUUGCUGGUUGUGCUGAUGUCUUUCGGAGUGGCUCGGCAGGCCAUACUCUACCCAGAGCAGGAGGCCAGCUGGUACCUCAUCAGAGAUGUGUUCUACCAACCGUACUUCAUGUUGUACGGGGAAGUGUUCGCCUCAGACAUCGAUCCUGAAUGCGGAAAGGAGCCAGGAGCCAAGAAGUGUGUUACCGGCCGCUGGAUCACUCCUAUAGCGAUGACAGUUUACCUGCUGGUCGCCAACAUUUUGCUCAUAAACCUUCUCAUCGCGGUCUUUAACAAUAUAUUUAACGAAGUCAAUGAAGUCUCGCAUCAGGUAUGGAUGUUCCAAAGGUUCACAGUGGUAAUGGAAUACGAACAGAAGCCAGUGCUUCCACCACCGUUGAUAAUCUUCUGCCACAUCUACGCGGUGGGGAAAUGGGUCACGAGGAAUGUCUCUCACAAACGGUUUCAGUACGACAAUGGACUCAAACUGUUUUUAGAGAAGGAAGAUAUGGAAAGGCUUUAUGAUUUCGAAGAGGAGUGUGUUGAGGGUUAUUUUAGGGAACAAGAAGUAAAGUUAUCAAAUUCAAUAGAGGAGCGAGUUCGAAACACGACUGACAGAGUGGAGCAUAUCACGACCAAAAUGGAAGAUCUGAACCAGAAAGCGAACUGUCAGAUACAGUCGGUGCAGAGCGUAGAGUUCAGGUUGCGUAAACUGGAAGACAUAGCCGAGCAGACGAUGAACCAUCUGGCCGUGAUACAUCGGUUCAUGGCGACGCACCCAUCGCUCGUGAACCGAGGGUCUACUGACACUCUCGGACCUCCUCCCCCCACCUUCCAAGCUGGGGGUAACAGGCUACGGACCGCUAGUGAUAGAUCUGAGGUGCUGUCGGACAGUGACACGGGCGCGGCGCGGUUCACAGUGCGCCCCGUGCAAGAGGAGGACGAGCGCGCCUCGCAGCCCUCCGACGACGAGCUUCCCCAGUCAGGGCCCGAAGGCGGACCGGAGAAGGAGCCGGAGGCUGACUCGAUAUCCACAUCAUCCGCUGGAAGCGCCGUGGGUCCUGACGUGACGGUUGUCAGACCUCAGCCUUCAAUCACGCCAGCGAGACAGCGCUCUUCUGAUAGCAAUAGAACAGAGCCUAGUGAUGAAAAGAAAGACCUAUCCCAAGCAGCCCCCUCUACAAUAGACGACGCGUUCCUCCCUGAAGUGCGAGAGAUGCCUACAGACCUUCAGAGCUUGCGCCCGCGCACCACGUCCGCCGGGACCCGGCGCACCGCCAACACGCGACGGCGUUCAGAAGGAGGCAACGACUGCGGCAUGGGAGGUCACUACUCCUCGCAACACCUGGCUCCCAGGAGGCAGCACAGCCAGACGCACUCCGAGCCAGACAACUCCGCAGUCGACGCCGGCUCUGUACAUAACUCUGUCACUGGGCGUCAGUCGGGCUGGGAGGCGACCGGUGGCGCGACGGGCAUCCCGUCCGGUCGCAGCCGCGUGGGGGGCGCGCCGCGGUCCCUGCUGCUCGCCAUGCACGAGUACACCAGCAUCACGGAUGAACUGGAGACCGUGUAUGGACUGUUCUCGCCACCUCACACGCCCAGAACACCGAUUACCUCUCGCCUGCUAUCGCCCGCCCGAGCAGCUUCUCCAUCAAUACGAAGACGGCACGCCAGCGAGAUGUCCAACCCAGAGUUCGCCCUGUUCAUGGAGAAGGAGCAUCUCCGAGGAGCUGAGGAGGACGACUACAUCAUCAUGGAGAACCUGAUACAGCGGCGCCUAGAAUUGGGGUCUGUCUUGGACAGAUACGAUGAGGAGGAGGCAGGGGACGGCGCGGCCGACGAUCGGGGGGAAGUCAGCGGCAUUAGCAUCAGCGUGUGCGUCAACAACAGUGGUACGGACGAGCCCAUGCCGCCUCAGACGACAACCCUGCUCACCGUCAGCGAUAGACGACUGCCGCAUCAGAGGCACUCGCUACGAAGGUCAUCAGCUAUCGACAGCCGCGAGUUGCCAUCGCCGCUGCAGCCUCUGUUAGGAGAAGACUCCUGUGGUGAAGUUCUACUUCCAGUACCAAGGCAACCGUCGGGCGACACGAACGCGUCGAGCGAGCUGUCGCUGUCGCACAUGGUGAGCGAGAGCCUGCCGCCGCGGCCGUCCAUCGUGCUGGACUCGUCGCAGCUGCCGCGCCAGCGCUCCGCCGAGCAGCCGCUGCAGCCGCAGCCGCCCGCGCCCGCGCGCCCCGAGACCAUGUGCUAGGUGGACACCACGUCACUUCCUAAGAAGCAAACAACCAAAUAAGAACUCGACUGAUACGCGAAAGGAUUAUAAUUAAUAAUAAUAUAACACCAAAUAUUAAUAUUAAUGGGUAUAAGAACUCACUUUCGCUACUGACGACUUAGUUUAACUGUUUCCCGCUGACUGAAUCGUACACAAUUCUAAAACUGAUCAUAUCGUAGAGAUAUCAUCGAUUUUAACGUUUUGUUGUAAUUUUGUACGUCGCGUACGCCGCGGUUUUUAUUUUUACAUAGUUUUGAUGAAUUUGACAAACUGCAGAGAAAAUUUUGAAUAUGAAAUUUAUUGACCUUAAAAAACGGAGGCGCAUUUAGGAAUUUAUUUCGGGGUGCUUUUACUCUAGACUGUUCUUUAAUUUAACAAGAUGUCUAAUAUAUAAAUAUGGAAUCAAUAUCGGUAUUUUUUUUGCAACAAUAUUUGUGCAAAAUUUUAAUUUAAUGAAGAUUUGUUUGGCAUUAAAGUAAACCAGCAUCAAUAAACAAACAAUAUAAAUACACAGUCUUAAUUACUUACAACUAGCCGACCACGAUCAUUGAGUUCAGGGCCCAUGACCCCCAAAUAAAUCCUGAAUACGCUCAUCAAACAUUUUAAACCAAACACGCAAUGUUUAAUCUUUCUUACUUUACUAAUUUCGCUGUACAUAUGCUAUAAUGUUAGUGCCGUAGACUCACGGUCGAAUGCAAGCCAUUUAGCUUUUAUCUUGUAAUGCGCCAUUGAAUUGGGUUUAUAUUUACUCCAUAGACCUACUUAAUUCAUACCCCAGGUAGUAUACAAGCAUAUUCUUGUUAUUUAAGUAUGGGGAACUUAUUACCCAACACGCCGAACAAAAAUAUUUGGGAUACAAAAAUUUGUCCCAAUUCCGGCCCAUCACCUAUUGCGCGAAGGCUAUCGAAUUAUUAGAUUUUUUUUAAAUAGCUAGAAACGGCUUUUAACAAUAUAAAAAAAAAUUGCUAGCAUUAAAUCGACAUAAUCCAAUUCAUUCAUAUUAAAAUCGAUAACCGCGUUUUAAUGGAUUGGUCUUUUGCGGUUAUUGCUUUUAUAGCUGAUUAAAUAAUUUUAUGCUAGGAAAAUUGUAACAGUAUUUUCAGUGUGACAGAUAAAAGUUAAUUAUUAUAUUGGAUAUUGUAGUAUUUGAAAUAUGACUUCCAUAAUGUUCACUCAAUUAUUUUACAGUUACUAAAGUCAAAUAUGUUCAGUAUAUGUUAUGUUCCUUAACAUUUUUUUGAAGGACAUUGUAGCCAGUGUAACUACUGGACAAAAUGAGACUUAACAUCUCAUGUCUCAGGACGAGCGCAGUGGAAUUCCAAACAAUACUUUGUAAUUCAAGUGGGAUGGUGUUACUACUGUUUAUGGGCGGUCGUAUCGCUUACCAUCAGGCGUACGGCAAGCUCGACUCGUCAUUCAAAGCAUUAAAAAAGAACGAAUAGAGCAAUAUUGAACUGCGUGAUCUAUAACUAUGUUCCCAAGUGCAAUCGAUACCUCUCUUCCGAAGUGGUCAGUAAAUAACCACUCUUUUUCGAUUUUAUUUUGCUCUACGUCGACAAAUGAAUUAAAGGGCUUCGCACACUAAACUUUAAGGAUAUUGCAACAUAUGAAAUGGUUUGCAGUGUAUUGAGGGUAGAUAUGUAGUUAGCCAUAAGUGUUGUUUAACGAAUCCUGAACUUGAAAACGCUUUUAUAAAUUAACUUGAAAUAUACUUUUUUGUUUAUCUUAUAUGAAUUUAACGCUUUGAAGUAUUUUUUAGAUAAAAAAAAACGAUUGUUAGAAAGGAUAUAAAAAAUUAAGGCGAUUUGAAUUUUUUAUUUUUUCAAUUACUUUUGUCCCUGGCUGUACAUAUACUAGGACAGCCUAUUUUGCACUUCCUAAUAAAAUAACCAAGAAGUCCGUUGAUAAAUUUAUCAGAAACAUUUAGGUAACAUUAACUCAUAUACGGCGUAGCUAUUUCACAUAGUAGGUAAUAAACGCAGACCAUUUCUUACGUUUCUGCCAAUGUUAGACAUUGAAAUCAAACUAUUUAAAGGAUUUUAUCUCGUUUUUUUUUAUAUCUAGAUUUAUCGAAAAGCAGAGAGAAAAUUAUAAUAUAAAAAAACCGCGACAAAAUCCGUAAAAUAGUUUUAUUUUAAACGUAAACUAAUUCUUCAGAUAUAAAAGCAAUAUAGACCCAAUUCAAUGAAUUCAUAAUAAUAAAUUGUACAGUUUUAUGAUUCAGAACGAAUAACUGAGGUGAAGACGUGUGACAAUACAUGUAUUAGUGCUCACGAUGUACAUACUGUUGUCAGAAUGUUAAAUGGUUAAUGUUAUAUAAAAUAAAUCGAACUGAGUUAUAAUAAUAGCGUAGGUUACAGUAGAUGUAAAGAUUUUUACGUCAUUCUGCAUUUUAUAUACUAUUCUCGUGACUUCGCACACUACAUCGCUUCAUUACUACACAAUAAUUGUUCAAUGCAAAACUUAUUUCUUCUUAAAUACCGAGCCAGGAAGCCAGAGGUAUCUUAAGUAUUAAGAUUUACUUUCAUUUUAAAUUUUUACGCUCAGGACACUGGCCAUCUUGAAAUUAAAUUACUUAUGUUUUUUUUAUUCGUUCCACAUGACCGGCUAAGGUCAGAGACCAUGCUGCCAUGUCAUAAAUAAAAUUGCUUCAUUGUAAGAAAUUACUUAUGAUUGCAAAGACCCGAAACGUUCAGCCAUUCGUAAUAAAUAUAAAAAAAUGAAGUAUUUAAAGUUUUUGUAUUUUAUAUCUUCAUUAAACAUUUUUCCAGUUAACGUUACUUGGAAAAUGUUGAGCCUGCCAAUGAAGUGAUAUUUUUUUGUGCUUUUAUAUAAAUCUAAACAAUAACACUUUUUUUCAAUUCUAGACUUUGGACAUAUCAAUGGUCUAUUACUAUAGCUAUAGGACUUAUUAAAUCACUUUUCAUUCACUAUUUAUGUUAAAUAUUGACCAAUUAAAAUAAAUCUUAGGAUUGGCAUGUAGAUUUUAAACAGUUAAAAAAAAUGGACUAUUUAAUAAAAAAAUACAUACUUACAUAUUAUUAUUAUUUUUAUACGUACCUAUUUUACGUAUUUAAAUUUCCCUAAAUCCAUUUCAUUGAAAGGUGUUAUAGCGUGCAUAGCUGCAAAAUAUAGGCAGGUCAUUUUGAUUUUUCUAAAAUAAGAGUUAACUAAUUUAAUUAUAUACUUUUAUAUGUAUUUAUUAAAAAGAACAUAUAGAAUCAGAUUGAGCGCUACACACAUAAUACUUUGAAAUAAUAAAUAUGAAAUAUUUUAUGUAAUUAUAAUUAUUUUAAAAAUUUGCAAUCAAGUAUUUGAAAAUUCAUCACAAUGUGUUCAAUUAUACCAAAUAUUUUGUGCAAGUUUUACCGUUUUAUUAUACAUACUACACGCAUAAAUACAUUCAAAUUUGUAUAUAAAUAUAAUAAAUUGGAAUAACGAAGAAUUGAUUGUGUAUAGUAGAUGAUUUUUAAUAAAAAAUAUACCUAAUUAAGUCGUCGGUUAAGUAGAAAAUGCAAUAAAUUAUUUUAAUCUAUAGAUAUAAACGGAAUCCUGUCAUAUCACAUCAAUGCCGUAGAUAUUAUUCCAAACCUCGACUAUUCCAAGUUCUGACAUAAAGUAUGUAUUCCAAGUCUUAACUGUUUCGACUGUUCCAAAUGAAUAAUUAAAAAAUGCGGAAAGAGAGCAGUUACAAUACCAAGCUUAAACUAAAUUCUCAGGAAUCCAUGCAUAGUUUACACGAGCUACAACACCAACAUUUAGACGGAUUAUCCGGAUGUUGAGCAAUGGAACUCAUACACACUUUUAAUCCUCUUUAACAUUGCAACUGUAAACGUUUUUAAUUUUUAUAUUAAUACGCGUCACCGGUUGACUAAGUAAUCAAUUUUACCAAAAAAAAUACGAAAUUUGAACUCUAUAAAUGAAAACUUUACCCCGAUGAACAUUGAACCUAUGUCUUUUACCAUCAUUUUAAAAAGAAUAAUUUCAAUAAAGUAAUAAAAUAUUAAUAUUGACUUUAUUUAUUCAUCCAAUCACCACAUUUUAUUUAUUAUAAAUUUUAAAAUAAAGCAUAUAAAGCAUAUGGUCUUCUAAAAUUAUAUAUUCGAAAUAAAAAUAUACCUAUGUUGAGAAAUUAUACCGCUAGAAUAAACCUUUUAAACUCGGCGUACAAUUCAGUUAAUAAAACACAAUUUCUACACAAGUUUCAAAAUAAACGUGCAUAUUCCUUUGUAAAGCUUCCGCGAUAUAAUCCACAAAGCGAGCCACGGCUAUGCACUGAGUGUUAAAAAGAGCAAAGCCAUAAAAAACUAACCACUUAAACAAAGCCAGUUAUGGAUCUAGUAUUUGUACUGUACAUUAAAAGUAUUAAAACCUUGAAAAUGAAGCAAGUUCCUUCGAUCAAUUUUGCGACACUUAAAAAAUUACGUAUAGAGGCAGUAUAUUAGGUUUUCUUGUGCUUUAUUUUUUUUUAAAUUCGUACAUUUUUUUAAAUUAAGAACCGGCUUGCGUCAUACCAUACUGCCAAUGCGUAUAUUGCGAAUGAAUAUUCAUUUUUUUUUCUAUACAAAUUCCAAAGCUAUAACAAUUAUGUUUUAAUAAAUUCUAAAAUCUUUAUAUGCUACAUUCAAGUUUCAAGCUAUCAAACAGCAUUCCACAAAGUAAUCAAUACGAGUGUCCUCGCUUUCGGUGGUCGGUUGAUAUUUUGCCGCGGCCAUAAACAGGCUAGUAAAAGAACUGUAAACGCCCGCCAGAUCAAAAGGGACGCGGCAAUAACCACAAAUGGAAUACUUACGUGUUUACAUUCUGCGGCUAUUCGUUUGUUUCAUUGAAAAAUGUAAUACUGACAGUACUGUGUUUCUAAACUCUAGAGCAGUUGUAUAUUAAAAUUAUGUUGCCGUUAAUAUAGUAAAGAAGGACUUGAGAUAGCAUAAUAUAUUUUAAGCUUCUCGGAAAUCUGUGGACUGCAGCGAAGAAGUUCGCUUGGCACAUUGACGUUGCUCUUAAGAGAAUGGAUCACUGAUUUUGUGACACGGACCGUAUAAGUAAUUUCUAAAGAUAAUCCACAGAUCCAUAGAUAAUCUUAGAUAUAUCAUUAUCUUGCAUACAUUAUACACAAAUGAAAUAAAGCUAAUGUAUUAAAAUAGUCAGCGAAUGGGUUACAAGAGCUUCUUAUAUCAUCUCCAUUUACAUGUUAUAUAACGAACUCAAAAUAUUUGAGUCCUAGAUAGUAGUGCAUCGAAAUAAUUUUCGUCAAUCACAUUUGACCAUUAAAUAGCACAAUUCCGUACAAAAUAAUUUAAUUUAGUAUUCAAUUGCGUAUUUUACUUAAUUUAAUUAGUAAUUACAUUUUAUUGUACAUACUGUCACGAUUUUUACCAAAAUAAAAUGCGCGCUUCCAUAAUGUAUAAUCGAAGACAAAGAAAUUAUAAUUUUAUAUCUAUGGCACAAUGUUUAAAUAUACAAAUUACAUGUUGCUUUGCUCGGUUUGUGGCGAUUUUAUAUUAAUUUUGUAUAAUAAAACAAUGAAUACUGUAAACAAGGCUCCUGGGAAAUGCCCCAGCAGUACAUUUCCACUUUCAGAUAAAUAAAAUACCUUUUUAAAACAUCCAAAUUGUGCACAUUGAUAAAUGUAUAUAAUCAAUGUACAGAAACGUCUGCCUACUGUUUUAUAUGUAAAGAGUUGUCCCUAUUGGGAUUUAGAUUCGACCAUUGUACCCCGCAGUGACAGUCUCACCUCUGUGUUACAACGUAUGUACAAUAAUACAAUAAAUAUAUUUGUGAUAUUAUAAA
Molecule: messenger RNA, 11269 nt
Organism: Manduca sexta (tobacco hornworm)
Lineage: Eukaryota; Metazoa; Arthropoda; Insecta; Lepidoptera; Sphingidae
Gene: Trpm
Product: transient receptor potential cation channel trpm
Exons: 32
Coding region: 284-5458 (1724 amino acids)
Biological process (GO): monoatomic cation transmembrane transport; protein tetramerization
Cellular component (GO): membrane
Molecular function (GO): monoatomic cation channel activity
Source: RefSeq, a predicted model, not a curated record